This is a messenger RNA of Leucoraja erinaceus (little skate), 4882 nucleotides long. Its product is annotated as SUN domain-containing protein 2-like. The transcript has 5 exons. The record is from RefSeq and is a predicted model, not a curated record. Lineage: Eukaryota; Metazoa; Chordata; Chondrichthyes; Rajiformes; Rajidae. Bases 4179 to 4613 code for a protein of 144 amino acids.
UGUAUUGAAACCAAAGGCAGCUUUAGCGUUUUGAAACGAAAGGCGGCUUUAGCGUUAUCAAACCAAAGGCGUCUUUAGCGUUUUCAAACCUUAGGUAACCUUAGCAUUUUCAAUCCUUACGCAGCUUUAAUGUUUUCAAACCAAAGGCAGCUUUAGCAUUUUCAAACCAAAGGCGGAUUUAGUGUUUUCAAACCAAAGGCAGGUUAACGUUUUCAAACCAAAAGCGGCUUUAGCGUUUUCAAACCAAAGGCAGCUUUAGCGUUUUCAAACAAAGGCAAGUUUAGCGUUUUCAAACCUAAGGCGGGUUUAGUAGAAUGUUAUAAUAGAAUUUAAUAGAAUUUACUAGAAUGUUGCCUGGGUUUCAACAACUAAGUUACAGAGAUAGGUUGAAUAAGUUAGGUCUUUAUUGUCUGGAGCGCAGAAGGUUAAGGGGGGAUCUGAUAGAGGUCUUUAAGAUAAUGAGAGGGAUAGACAGAGUUGAUGUGGACAAGCUUUUCCCUUUGAGAAUAGGGAAGAUUCAAACAAGAGGACAUGACUUCAGAAUUAAGGGACAGAAGUUUAGGGGUAAUAUGAGGGGGAACUUCUUUACGCAGAGAGUGGUGGCGGUGUGGAAUGAGCUCCCAGUGGAAGUGGUGGAGGCAGGUUCAUUGGUAUCAUUUAAAAAUAAAUUGGAUAGGCAUAUGGAUGAGAAGGGAAUGGAGGGUUAUGGUAUGAGUGCAGGCAGGUGGGACUAAGGGGAAACAAAAUUUGUUCGGCAUGGACUUGUAGGGCCGAGAUGGCCUGUUCCCGUGCUGUAAUUGUUAUAUGGUUAUAUGGUUAUAUGGUAGUGUUUUCAAGCAAAAGGAGGCUUUAGCAUUUUCAAAGCAUUUUCAAAGCUUAUGCAACUUAUGCAACUUUAGCUUUUUCAAACCUUAGGAAAGUUUAGCGUUUUCAAACCAAAGGCAGCUUUAGCGUUUUGAAAGCAGAGAGAUCUUUAGCGUUUUGAAACCUUAGGCAACUUUCAUGUUUUCAAACCAUAGGCAACUUUUGCGUUUUUAAACCAAAGGCAGCUUUGAAAUUUUCAAACCAAAGGCAGCUUUAGCAUUAGCAAACCCAAGGCAACGUUAGCGUUUGAAACCAAAGGCAGCUUUAGCGUUUUCAAACCAUAGGCAACUUUAGCGUUUCAAACCUUAGGCAGCUUUAGAGUUUUCAAACCAAAGGCGGGUUUAGCGUUUUCAAAAUCUUAGGCAACUUUAGCAUUUUCAACCCUUAGGCAACUUUAGUUUUUUCAAACCUCAUGGAGCUUUAGCGUUUUGAAACCAAAGGCAGCUUUAGCAUUUUGAAACCAAAGGCAGCUUAGCGUUUUGAAACCAAAGGCAGCAUUAGCAUUUUGAAACCAAAGGCAGCAUUAGCAUUUUGAAACCAAAGGCAGCUUAGCGUUUUGAAACCAAAGGCGGCAUUAUUUGAGAAGGGGAACGUUAAAUUCGAAGUGUCAGUGAUGCAGUUGAACAAAGGGGACUAUGAAGGCAAGAGAGGGGAGCUGGCCAAGGUUGACUGGAAAGAGAUCCUAGCAGGAAUGACGGUGGAACAGCAAUGGCAGGAAUUUCUGGGCAUAAUCCGGAAGACGCAGGAUCAUUUCAUUCCAAAAAGGAAGAAAGAUUCUAAGGGGAGAAGGAGGCAACCGUGGCUGACAAGAGAAGUUAGGGUCAGAAUACAACUAAAAGAAAAGAUGUAUAACACAGCAAAGAGUAGCUGGAAGCCAGAGGAUUGGGAAACUUUCAUAGGACAACAGAAGGAAACAAAACGGGCAAUACGGGCUGAAAAGAUGAAGUACGAAGGGAAGCUGGCCAGGAAUAUAAAGAGGGCAGUAAAAGCUUCUUUAGAUAUGUUAAGGGAAAAAGAGUAGCAAAGUCAAAUGUGGGUCCCUUGAAGGCAGACAUGGGUGAAAUUAUUAUGGGCAACAAGGAAAUUGCAGAGGAGAGUUGAAUAGGUACUUUGAAUCUGUCUUCACUCAGGAAGGCACAAACAAUCUCCCAGAUGAACUGGAGGACAGAGGAUCUAAGGGGGUAGAGGAACUGAAAGACAUUUUCAUUAGGCGGGAAAUAGUAUUGGGUAUGCUAAUGGGACUGAAGGAUGAUAAAUCCCCUGGGCCUGAUGGUCUGCAUCAUAGGGUCCUCAGGGAGGUGGCUCCAGAUAUAGUGGAUGCAUAGGUGAUCAUUUUCCAAUGUUCAAUAGAUUCAGGAUCAGUUCCUGUGGAUUGGAGGAUAGCUAGUGUUAUCCCAUUUUUCAAGAAAGGAGCGUGAGAGAAAACGGGGAAUUACAGACCAGUUAGCCUGACUUCGGUGGUGGAAAAAUGUUCGCAAUGUUGGGAGAGUCCAGAUCCAGGGGCCCCAGUCUUAGAAUAAAGUGGAGGUCAUUUAAGACUGAGGUGAGAAAAAACUUUUUCACCCAGAGAGUUGUGAAUUUAUGGAAUUCCCUGCCAGAGGCCAAGUCACUGGAUGGAUUUAAGAGAGAGUUAGAUGGAGCUCUAGGGGCUAGUGGAGUCAAGGUAUAUGGGGAGAAGGCAGGCACGGGUUAUUGAUAGGGGACAAUGAAUGCCCCAUGACGGUGCUGGCUCGAUGGGUCGAAUGGCCUCCUCCUUCACCUAUUUUCUAUGUGUCUAUGUUUUACCGUUUUCAAACCAAAGGCGGCUUUAACGUUUUGAAACCAAAGGCGGCUUUAGCGUUUUGAAACCAAAGGCAGCUUUAGCGUUUUGAAACCAAAGGCGUCUUUAGCGUUUUGAAACCAAAGGGCAGCUUUAGUGUCUUCAAACCAAAGGCUACACAGCUUUAGCAUUUUCAAACCAAAGGCUACGCAGCUUUAGCGUUUUCAAACCAAAACACAGUUUUGCAUUUUCAAACCACAUUAAGGGCACUGACAGGUCAGUAAAACCACUUACAGUUUAGUAGACAUGUUUUCAGUGUUAUUCACAGGUCAGAAUGAGAUCUGUGACCUGUCGCUACCUCCCGAUGUUGCAGAGAACUGAGACACCUCUACACUUGCGGGUUUUAUAGUCCCUGAGGAACGGGUGUGGCCUUCAUGGCGUGAUGAACAAGAGAGAGAUUCUCAACAUUUUUUAAACAUUAAUAAGUCUCAUUUUUCAUCAAUGGGAAAAAUCCUCUGGCCCUGCGCAGCGGAUGGGGACUCUGAGUAAGAUGGCCAAAAAUCACUGCCGUAAGUGGUAGCGUUUUUUCUAAAAUCAAUAUGCAGUGCAACAGGAAGUGGUCAAGAUCAGAGUUUUAAUUAUAUAGAUUUAGCUAACAAACCUGUACGUCUUUGGAGUGUGGGUGGAAGCCGGAGCACCUGGAGAAAGUCCACGGAGGUCACGGGGAGGAUGUAAAAACUCCGUACAGAUAGCACCCGUAGUCGGGAUCGAACCUGGGGCUCUGGUGCUGUGAGGCAGCAACUCUACCGCUGCACCACCAUGCUACAGCUCAGCUGCUCUACCUCUCAGUCAGACCAUUUAUCUCGGCACCAUUUAACGCCAUACUCUCAAUUCCAUAAUAUCAAGGCCAGUCACCUCGGUGUUGUACUGGUCUCAAGGACUGGUUGAGGAGGCUUCGUCGGUUGUGCGUGAAACAGGUCAACAUCGUCUUUAGUUUAGAGGUACAGCGUGGAAACACGCCUUUCAGCCCACCGUGUCCGUGCAGACCAACGAUCACCCUUACACCGGUAGUCAGGAUUGAACCCGGGUCUCUGGCGCUGUAAGGCUGUAGCUCUACUGCUGCACCACUGUGCCGCCUCUGCCCUUGCACUCUGAUGGCUUGCUUUGUCCUGCAUAGGACAGGUUUUGUCUGGGCCACAGCCAGACAUAAAAACAGUAUUUUUCCAUGAGCAGUAGCUCUACUCAACAGCCAAAAGUCUGCAGGCUCUUUUUACUCUGGUACUUUAUUUCCACGUGUUUAAAUUAUAAUGGUUUAUUUUUAAUUGUCUACUGUAUAUCAUGUUCUUAUCCUUGCAAGCAAAGCAUCAAGGCAAGUUCCUUGUAUGUAUACAUACUUGGCUAAUAAAAUUAUAUUGAUUAUUAUUAUUAUUAAUAUUAUUAUUAUUAUAGGUUGACAGAUGAACAGAAGCAGCUACUGACUGCACUGGCGCUGCUGGAGGAGCAGCUCAGCCAGACACGGCUGGAUCUGCAGGCUGCACGAGCGGCACAGAAGGACAUGGACUCCAGCAUGCGAGCAAUGGAAAUCAGUGUGAAAAGUAUAACUGAUAAGGAGACGGUGUUGCUCCCACUUGUCCACAAGCUGCUCUUCGGUUCAUCACAAGACAGCACAGGGGAACCACUGACAGCACAGCUGGUGCAUCGCCAGGAACUCGAGGCCCUCCUCAUUGGCUUGGAGAAGAAGAUCCGCUCAGAUGCUUCACUUCAUCGUGGUCCUGCAAUGGAGGCACACUCGGCAUCUGUCAGAGCAGGGAUUAUCAAGGAAGUGGAAUGCAUUGUGGAGCAAGCCCUGAAACUGUACAGCGCUGACAGGGUUGGAUUGGUGGAUUAUGCACUGGAAUCUGCUGCAAAGCUGGUUGGGAGACCCCGGACUGCGAAUACGGCAUAUGUGUGCGCCGGCAUUGGAUGGUCGUCGUUGGUUCAUGCUCGUUGACGGGCUUCGCAUCAAUCUACUAGUACCCUGGACAAUGAAUAUUGCUUGUACCCCAACCAAUGACAAGAGUUAGCGGAGUUUAUAAAAACCGAAAUCCUCCCGCUGCUGAUGUCACAACCAAAGGGACAGAAGGAUUGACUUCAAUGAGAUCCUCGCUAUCUACAGAACGCCAUGCUGCACCAAGUUUUCAUCCAGGAAUUUGAAGAAUGCAGCACCGACCGCAGCUAAAGAGAUUCACGAGAUAAGAGCGAAAUGUAGAGUUCCAAUGC